Schistosoma mattheei is the source of this 318-nucleotide messenger RNA. Lineage: Eukaryota; Metazoa; Platyhelminthes; Trematoda; Strigeidida; Schistosomatidae. The record is from the annotation of a GenBank genome assembly.
AUGGUUGCUUGUUUAUAUGACUUUCUCCGCCUAUUUAUUUUCGCACGAUCUAGAGCGGGGAGUAGAGCGUGGUUGGUGUUGCACGUCGCUUGCGUGGGAAGAGUUCCCAGUUACCCGUUAGAAUCUUCAGUGAAUGAUGAGGAAAAAACUGGCUGGAUAAAUGCAUCUCGUGGUUGCUUGGUCUUCGCAUGCACCAAAUGGUUGAUGGUCAACUUUCGCGAGAUUAGAUCGCCGUCUGCUGUGAUCGUUCUGAGGGACAUCAGAGGGCUGCGAAAAAAACAUGAUGAGGACUUGAAAACUGUCGACUCGAUCGUCUAA